UCAAGUGGGUCAUCCUUUGUUGUGGCCCCUCCACUUGUUGCUUCUCUCUCUCUCUCUCUCUCUCUCUCUCUCUCUCUGUAUUUGCCUCUUCUUGUUUAUGUUUUCUUCAACUCUCCCCAUGUUCCUUCCAUUUUCCUAUGCCUAGGAACAAGAUCACUUUCUAAAUCUGGGUUGUUUUAAUGCUUCUUGUUUCUUUCUUCUGCUUCCUUAAAGGUGGUGGUGUUGUUGUGAGCUAGCAGCACAAAACCUCUGAAGUUGGUUUUGUUGACCUGCACUGCACGUGUUUGUUUGUUUGUCUGUUAGAGUGUGAGUGAGUGUUUCUCUGUUGCUGCCGGGUCUAAAGGAAGCUGCUUCAUUCCAAUCCAAGCAUCUGGAUCACUUUGAUUGGACAACUAUUCCAAAGUUUAUUGCUUGGUUGAAAUUGUGCUAUGGAUUUGAUUGUUUUGGCAUCUGGGUUUUGUCAAAAAUGAAGUGAAAAAAGCUUCUUUGAACAGUUUUUGAGCUACCCUUUUGACUGAGACAGAUUUGAAGAUUGUUUGGUUGGUCAAAGGGUCAAGUCAUCAAGAUGGUGUUUCCAUUUCUCUAGCAUUGAUCAGGGAAAAGAUAUGAAGAAUCUUCUUAAGAAGCUUCAUAUCAUGUCUGAUCAAUCAGAAAAUGGACAAGGGUCUUCUUCUUCUUCCUCUAAGAAGCAUGUACACUCUCGUUCCCCUCAAAGUUCUGAGCAUAAACCCUUUUCUGGGCUCUCUAAUUGGUUGCAUUCAGUGGCUAAUAGGCAGAGUUCUAGUCCUCCAGCUUUGAAGCAGGGGAGAGGAGAGAAAAUGGAGUCAUCUGACACAGUGAGCAGUGGUGGUGGUUUGGAUGUUGUUUCAGAUUCAGCAGGGCAUGAUUCAGGGUCUAGUGCUUCGAGGGAUCCUGAAGUAGAAGAAGAGUACCAGAUACAGCUUGCUUUGGAGCUGAGUGCAAAGGAGGACCCUGAAGCUGUGCAAAUUGAAGCUGUUAAGCAGAUCAGUUUGGGGUCUUGUGACCCUGAUAAUACACCAGCAGAAGUUGUGGCCUACCGAUACUGGAAUUACAAUGCUCUUGGUUAUGAUGACCAAAUCUUGGAUGGCUUCUAUGAUCUAUAUGGGAUCUUAACUGAGUCAACCUCUGCAAGAAUGCCUUCCCUUGUGGAUCUGCAAGGAAGAUCAAUCUCUAGUAACGUUGCAUGGGAAGCUGUCUUGGUGAAUAGGGCGGCUGAUUUUAAUUUGUUGAAACUUGAGCAAAAAGCCUUGGAGCUGACUGUCAAUUCAAGACCUGGUUCUGAAGUAAUUGUAGAUAACAAUUUGGUGUGCAAGCUUGCAAUAUUUGUGGCUGACUAUAUGGGUGGACCAGUUGGAGAUCCUGAAAGCAUGACAAAAGCGUGGGGGAGUCUUAGUUACAGUCUGAAAGCAACCCUUGGUAGCAUGGUUUUGCCACUUGGUUCCCUAACUAUUGGAUUGGCUCGGCAUCGGGCCUUGUUAUUUAAGGUUCUAGCCGAUAGUUUGGGCAUCCCAUCUCGGUUGGUGAAAGGACUGCAAUAUACAGGCUCUGAUGAUGUGGCAAUAAACUUUGUCAAGAUUGAUGAUGGGAGGGAGUACAUUGUUGACCUGAUGGCAGAUCCUGGAACUCUUAUUCCAUCUGAUGCAACUGGAUCACAUAUUGAGUUUGAUGAGUCCUUUUUUGUUGCCAGUCCUUUAUCAAGAGACCCUGAUUCCUCUCACCUAGCAUCAUCUAGCAGUGGGGUUGGAAGUUCUUCUGGAGAAACUUCAUUUUUUGGGAUGCUGGACAGAGAAAGCAGAUCAAAACAUUCUUCCUAUGCAGAGAAAGAAUCUGAUGUAAGCAGGCGAGCCACAGCAAAGGAGGAAUCAAUGAGACCGUUGGAUGAAUUCACAAGUUCCCACAAAGUUGAGAAGAUCACGGUGCAAGAAGUUUCUGGCAGACCGAAUAAUCCAUAUGUGCUUGCAAGAUCUUCUUCUUGGAGUGAAGGGACCAGUUCCCCUGCAGUACGUAGAAUGAAAGUCAAAGAUUUUUCCCAAUAUAUGAUUGAUACUGCCAAGGAAAACCCUCAAUUAGCUCAGAAACUUCAUGAUGUUUUACUUGAAAGUGGUGUUGUUGCUCCUCCAAAUUUAUUUUCUGACGUUUAUCAUGAGGAAUUAAGCUCCCUAACCGACACCAACUUCCCAACUGAAGAGAAAUAUGAACAUAAACGGGGAAGUGGACAGCAGGAAACUGAGGUUGGCAAUAAUAUUGGUCCUCCUCAAAUUUUUUCUCCUUUGCCUCACGGCAGAUUUCAUCCCAAAGAAAGUUCUGUCAAUCAGCUGGAGAAUUCAAAGCCUGUAGAAGGUUUAGGAUUCGACCUUCCACUCCUUACAAGGGAAGCAGCCGGACAACAUAUACCAACUCAGGUAAAAUAUGGAAAAAAUGUCCCGGUUGCUGCUGCUGCAGCAGCCGCCGCUGCCGUUGUUGCAUCCUCUAUGGUAGUUGCUGUGGCAAAGUCAAGCACUGACUCAAACAUUGAGCUUCCAGUAACGGCAGCUGCUACUGCUGCAGCUGUAGUAGCAACCACUGCUGCUGUGAGUAAGCACUAUGAGCAGAGCAGUCAAAGUGAUGGAGAUAAGGACAGUGAUGGUUAUGAGCUGAAGGGUAGUGGUGAUGGAGUAUAUAGUGCUUUAGGAGCAAAUUUAGAGGGUGAGAGAAGAUCUGAUCGCUCAGUAGUUAGUAAUGAUAGCACAAAAUCUGAUUCUGCUUUAGAUGAAGUUGCUGAGUAUGAUAUUCCAUGGGAGGAAAUCACUCUGGGUGAGCGUAUUGGACUUGGAUCAUAUGGGGAGGUGUACCGUGGUGAAUGGCGUGGAACUGAAGUUGCUGUGAAGAGGUUUCUUGAUCAGGAUAUAUCCGGUGAAUCACUUGAAGAAUUCAUAAGUGAGGUCAAAAUAAUGAAAAGAUUGAGGCAUCCAAACGUCGUUCUCUUCAUGGGAGCUGUAACUCGACCUCCAAAUCUUUCAAUUGUUACUGAGUUUCUUCCCAGAGGAAGUUUGUAUAGAUUAAUUCACCGAUCAAACAGUCAAUUAGAUGAGCGAAGGCGUUUGAGAAUGGCCCUGGAUACUGCUCGAGGAAUGAACUAUUUACACAGCUGCAGUCCAAUGAUAGUGCAUCGUGAUUUGAAGUCCCCGAACCUUCUUGUUGACAAAAAUUGGGUCGUAAAGGUGUGUGAUUUUGGCUUAUCACGUAUGAAGCUUAGCACGUUCCUCUCUUCCAGAUCAACUGCAGGAACAGCUGAGUGGAUGGCUCCCGAGGUGUUGAGAAAUGAACCGUCAAAUGAAAAGUGUGACGUUUAUAGCUUUGGGGUCGUGUUAUGGGAGCUUUCUACUUUGCAGCAACCCUGGGGAGGAUUGAAUCCAAUGCAAGUUGUUGGUGCUGUGGGAUUCCAACAUCGCCGUCUUGACAUUCCGGAUAAUAUGGACCCUGCCAUUGCAGAGAUUGUCAGGAAAUGCUGGCAGACAGAUUCAAAGUUGAGACCUACUUUUGCUGAAAUAUUGGCGACUCUGAAGCCAUUACAGAAGCAAAUUGUUGGUUCUCAAGUGCCUCGACCAGUUGCAUCAGCUAGGCAAGAAAAGGCCCAGCCAUCAGUUGCAGAAGAUCCAGAAAAUUAGGAAAACAAAACAGACAUACAACUAACCAAAUCUUUGUUCAUUUUCUUCUAUAAAGUGGAGUGCAACUACAAGCUGUACAGUAUUUUUGGGGUGAAAAAAAGUGAGUGAAGUCAUCACUUAAUGUUGUGGUUCUUUUCAUUAUUGUCAAAGGUUGUGAAUCUUUCCACACUUGUUCCUUUCCUUUUUUUCUUUCUUUGUUUUCUACUUCUUUUUGUUGGUUUUUCCUUCUGCAAUUGGCAGUGCAGUCAUUGCCAGGUUGCCCUAUUUGUUUGUACACAAUUCUUUGGUAAUUGUUGUAAUCAAUUCUAAGUUUUGAUGUCCAUAAAUAGUUAUGAAAUUUUGCAACUAGAACAGUUGCAACUAUUUAUUUGUCA
Lotus japonicus is the source of this 4042-nucleotide messenger RNA. Its product is annotated as probable serine/threonine-protein kinase SIS8. The transcript is spliced from 13 exons. Bases 606 to 3668 code for a protein of 1020 amino acids. The record is from RefSeq and is a predicted model, not a curated record. Gene Ontology annotation, molecular function: protein kinase activity; ATP binding. Gene Ontology annotation, biological process: protein phosphorylation. Lineage: Eukaryota; Viridiplantae; Streptophyta; Magnoliopsida; Fabales; Fabaceae.